CCCUCAAAUGAAAAAUGAUGGGGAGAGUAGAGGAACCUGAGCAGAGCAUCACAGCUUCUGUGAUCUGCAAUGGCUUCCUAGUCAGGACAGGUGUGAAAAUAAAACAUCUAGCUACCUUCAGGAAAAAGAGGAAGCUACCUUCAGGAAAAGCAAGUUUAACUGAGGUGGUGAGAAUGAAAUAGAGCAUUUAGUUUGCUCACAGUGCAGCGAGGGAUGAGGGGUUGAGCUGGGUUUGCCCUGGCUGUGCUGCAGUGCCAUGUUUCCCAAGCAGGACGUGGAGACAGAAGGACACCAAGGAGCUGCUCAGGAGACAGCUCAGUGAUCAGCUGGUGCAGCUGGAAUUCCCUGGGCAGUGUGCACACUCCUGCCAGCUGGAGACCCCUCGGCCCUGCCCGCAGCCAGCGGGAUGAUGGGCUGGAUUGACCGGGUGGUCCCCCAGCCCCCGGUGCCCCAUGUGACAGAGGAGACCCCUGUGCAGGAGCCACAGCCAGCUAAGGCACCAACAGGAAAGGCCGGUGGCCCCACAGAUGCUGCUGAGCGGGCACACGCUGAGGAAACGGAAAAGAAAGUGACCUUUGUGGUUUCUGAGGACUCCGGUUCUGUGUUUGACAGUGUGGGGAGCAGUGUGCUCUCCUGGCUCUCCCAUGGGCUGGAGAAGGUGAUUCCCCAGCCAGCCCCAACCCCAGGGCUGCAGGCUCUCGGGAAGAGCUUCGAGACAAGCGUCGACAUUGCUGAUGAGACAGAGGUCCAGGUCAUUGGGGAUGAGGACGACGAUGGUCUGGAGAUAACUCCCUUUGAUGCCGAGGAGGAUGUCUCCGAGGGCGAGCCGGAGACCGCUCCGGAGGAGUGGGCAGGAAAACGGGUGCUCAGCUGGCUGUCACAGGGCUUCGAGAGGAUUUUGCCGCAGCCAGAGGGGAUGAAAAGGCUGGAGGUGAGGGGGGACAUGUCCACCUGGGGUGGCCUGAGGCCGUGCUUUGCCACGUCCAUCCGUCCCUCUGUCCCUCUGCAGACAGAGCCGAAGGAGAGGAGCGAAGGCGCGGCGGAAGGCACAGAAGGGACUGAAACCCAGGCGAAGCCGAAGCCCAGCGCUCCAGGCACACAGAGCGGCCCAGCAGAGGAGGCAGCAGCAGCCCAGGGCCAGCCGGGGCCGGGGGCCGCGCUGAGCCCUCAGUCCGUGGCUGCGGACGGCCUCAGGAUGUUCAGCUGGUUUGUCCAGGGGCUGGAGAAGGUGAUGCCACAGCCGGUGACCAGGGAGAAGCAGGACACACAGGGAGUGGCCACAGCAACCUCGAGUCCUGUGGAACAAAUUCAUGUAGCCCCUGGGGAACAGGAGGAAACCCAUCUCAUCCUGCAAGAGAUCGAUGAGGGCCAGAUUAAUGAAGAGAUGACGGCCUGGGCUCACAAGGCUGAGCUGCAGGCAGAUGCUCAUUCCCUUCCCACCAUACAGGAGGAACCUCAGGAAGAAGAAAGCAGACUGUGUUUGUGCUCCCCAAACACUACCGAGGAGGAGGAGGAAAAGGAGGAGGAGGAGGAAGAAAGGAAGGAGAAGGAAGAGGAAGAGGAAGAGGAAAGGAAGAAAGAGGAGGAGGAAGAGAGAAUAAAAGAGGAAGAGGAGAUGAAGCAAGAGGAGGAGGACAGGAAAGAGGAUGAAGAAGAGAGGAAGAAAAAGGAAGAGGACAGGAAAAAGGAGGAGGAGGAGGACAAGCAAAAUGAGGAAGAGGAGAGGAAGAUAGAGGAGGAGGACAGGAAAGAGGAUGAAGAAGAGAGAAAGAAAAAGGAAGAGGACAGGAAAAAGGAGGAGGAGGAGGACAAGCAAAAUGAGGAAGAGGAGAGGAAGAUAGAGGAGGAGAACAGGAAAAAGGAGGAAGAGGAGAGAAAGAUAGAGGAGGAGAAGGACAGUACGAAAGAGGAAGAAGGCAGGAAGAAAGAAGAGAAGGAGAGGAAAAAAGAGGAAGAGGAGAGGAAGAUAGAGGAGGACAGGAAGAAAGAGGAAGAGGAGAGGAAGGAGGAGAUGAAGAAGAAAGAGGAGAAGAGGAAGAAAGAGAAGGAGAGGAAAAAAGACAAGGAGAAGAAGAAAGAGCAAAAGAGGAAAGAGGAAGAUAAGAAAGAGGAGGAACAAGAGGAGAGUGCAGAGGCACUCGGGAUCAUUCUGAGUGCUACAGAGCUGAAUGUAAAGACAGGAUUAUGUGUUGUGUCUGCAAAUGCUGCUUCAUACAAACCCCUGCUGCAGCCUCCUUGUCUCCCUGCUGAUGAGGGUGUGGAUGAAGCCUGCCUUGCCCAGGAGGCCCUCAGGGUUGAGCAGCUGGAGGAAGUUGAGAUAAGUAAUCUGGAAGGUGCCCUUGUGCAGGUGGAAGAGGAGACAGCUGAAGCUGUUGAUGCUGAAGGUACAACCUGUAGCAGAAUGAUGCCAAACUGGGGUGAAGAGAAGCAGGGCAUGCAGUGCCUGCAGGCUGCUAGCAGCAUGGCCGGGCGGGCCCGGGACGUCGAGCUGCACCGGCUGGUGCAGGACAAGCCGCGGGCUGGCAGGGACCCGUCCCCUGCUGGCCACGGGGCUCUGGAGCAGCUCCCCAAUGUCCCCAGCUGCCGAGCCCCCGCUGCCGCCCGCACCCCCGUCCCUGGCGCCAGCGAGCCAAAGGCUGGAGUUGUCAACCCCAAUUUUUGCACUGAGGAGCAAUUCCCUCUAGGUGAUGCCCCCACCGUGGAGAUGGAGGAUGUGGACAGCCCAGGCCGUGCUGUGGAGCUCCACGGCCGCCAUGGAGCGCUGCCGGCUCCCGAGCUGCUGGCGGUGCCCGGCACAGCAUCCCCCAGGAGGAAGCGACUGCUCCCAGAGGAUGCUCUGGACAAGGGGCUGGUGAGCCAACCCCCCAGCCGAGUGCUGGGCUGGGACGAGGAGCAGAGGGAAAGCCUGCCCGAGCGCUUCGGCUCGGCCUCAAGCCUGAGCAGCGCCGUCAUCAACAGCCGGCUCCAGGAGCUGGUGAGGCUCUUCAAAGAGAGGACUGAGAAGGUGAAGGAGAAGCUGAUUGACUCCGAUGUCACCUCGGAUGAGGAGAGCCCUGUGGCAUCUCCCACCAAGCCAGCACCUGCAGCAGCACCAGUGCCUGCCCCAGGAGGGGAGCUGGAGGGGGACAAACCUUUGGGGGAUGACCACUACUGUGAGAUGCUGUGCUGCACGUUCAAGCACCGGCCCUGGCUGGACCGCCUGAAAAGCUACCAGUUCCCCAGCAGCAUCGACCCCCUCACCAAUCUGAUGUACGUGCUGUGGCUGUUCUUCGUUGUCAUGGCCUGGAACUGGAACUGCUGGUUGAUCCCUGUCCGCUGGGCUUUCCCCUACCAGACUCCAGCGAACAUCCACUACUGGCUGCUGGUGGAUUACCUCUGUGACCUCAUUUAUCUGCUGGACAUCGUCAUCUUUCAGACCCGCCUGCAGUUCGUGCAGGGGGGAGACAUCAUCACUGACAAAAAGGCCAUGAAAGAGAACUACCUGCGAUCACAACGCUUCAAGAUGGAUGUGCUGUGCCUCCUGCCCCUGGAUUUCUUCUACUUCAAAGUGGGUGUCAACCCCCUCCUGCGCUUCCCUCGCUGUCUGAAGUACAUGGCCUUCUUCGAGUUCAACAACCGCCUGGAGGCCAUCCUGACCAAGGCAUACAUCUACAGAGUGAUUCGGACCACUGCCUACCUGCUGUACAGCCUGCACGUGAACUCCUGCCUCUACUACUGGGCCUCAGCCUACGAAGGGCUGGGCUCCACCACCUGGGUCUACGAUGGGGAAGGAAACAGCUACAUCCGCUGUUACUACUGGGCAGUGAAAACCCUCAUCACCAUCGGGGGCCUGCCAGACCCCAAGACACUGUUUGAGAUCGUCUUCCAGCUGCUGAACUACUUCACAGGCGUCUUUGCUUUCUCUGUCAUGAUAGGGCAGAUGAGAGACGUGGUGGGUGCUGCUACUGCAGGACAAACUUACUAUCGGAGCUGCAUGGACAGCACCAUUAAAUACAUGAACUUCUACAGGAUCCCCAGAACAGUUCAGAACAGGGUGAAGACGUGGUACGAGUACACGUGGCACUCCCAAGGCAUGCUAGAUGAGUCAGAGCUGCUGGUGCAGCUGCCAGACAAGAUGAGGCUGGACAUUGCCAUCGACGUGAACUACAACAUCGUGAGCAAAGUGGCCCUUUUCCAGGGCUGUGACAGACAGAUGAUCUUUGACAUGCUGAAGCGGCUCAGAUCAGUGGUCUACCUGCCCAAUGACUACGUGUGCAAGAAGGGAGAAAUAGGCCGUGAGAUGUACAUCAUCCAGGCGGGACAAGUGCAGGUGCUGGGGGGACCCGACGGCAAAUCCGUGCUGGUGACUCUGAAAGCUGGAUCUGUCUUUGGGGAAAUCAGCUUGCUGGCAGCAGGAGGGGGAAAUCGCCGGACAGCAAACGUCGUGGCCCACGGCUUCGCCAACCUUUUUAUUUUGGAGAAGAAAGACUUGAACGAGAUUUUGGUGCAUUACCCGGAGUCUCAGAAGCUGCUGCGUAAGAAAGCCAAGAAAAUGCUGAGAAGCAGCAACAAACCCAAAGAUGAGAAGGGAGGCCCCGGAGAUCCCCUGAUCAUCCCCCCGAAAGCUGACACCCCAAAGCUGUUCAGGGCUGCCCUGGCUGCCACAGGGAGGAUGGGGGGCAAGGGGCCCCUGGGGCGGCUCCGCUGGAGGCUGAAGGAGCUGCAGGUGACGCAGGAGGCACAGGGUUCCAGUGUCAGCCCAACCCCACCAAAAUCACCAGUGCACCAGAGAUCGCCUGUCACGGCCCGCAGAGCACAGACCCGCCUGGGAGAAGAAAUAUCCUCAGAAUCUUCUGAUCAUUCAGUCACCAUUCGUGUGAUUUCCACAGCAAAAGAAGAUGAGGAAAUCCUUGCUGCUGAGAUUUCAGAGAAAGAUGAAAAAAAAGAAGAGCAAUGAAACAGCAGCAGGUCCCAGGGCAGGCGUAGGAGUCAGGCAAAUGCCUGGGCUAGCAGAUUUUUUUUGUUAAUGAUUUCCAUGCAGUGGCUGUAGGUUUUGCUAUGUGCUGUGGGUAGGAUCUGCCUCUCUCUUCUGCCAGACCCUCAAUCACUGCUGAUAAAACCCUCUGCCAUUUGACCCAGAACCAUAUAGGGUUUCUUUGCUCUGCAGAUCUAUUGAGCACCUUUAUGAAUUUCCCACUAAAUCUCAGGUCAGCCCUCUUGCUUUGAAAUCCAGCCUUGUGGAAGGACAGCUAUGGAAAAAUUGCUUUUUAUGGCUCUGGAUGGUUAAUGAGUGUUCAAACAAAGCAUGAAGAGUUAUUCACCUCUGACAGCUGAGUCACUGCUUGGCUAGAAACAACCAAGGGAAAAAAAACAACAAGGUUCCUGUGUUGGGCUCAAGGUUGACAGCAGCAGUGGGCAGUGAUUCAUCUGAAAAGGAUGUGGACUAUGCUCACAGGCCAAGCAUGGAGCAAAUCAAGCUGUCAUGAGAAUGCCAAGCUCUGUCCCCAAGUGCACAGACUGCAAGAUGCUUGAGGGUCCCCUCAUGGUGCCAAGACCACCUUGGCUUUGCCACUGGGAAGAAUUCUUGCCAGCUGUCCACUCUGGGAAGGUGGUGGACUCUCCAUUAUUGGGGUUUCUUAUGGGGAGAUUUGAUGAGCAUCUUUCAAGCGUAGAGAAGCACAAUCCUGGAUGAGAUGUUCCUGGAGUUCUUUUCCAACCUUGGGAUUUUUCUGUGCUGCCACUGCUGGGAGGGAUAAACAGAGAGCAGGAAGGGAAAAGCUGAGUUGGUUCCCAGCUGGGAGGGGAAAGAGAAGUGCAGUAAGUGCUCUCCUCUCCCAGACAGUGUUUCAGAGCCUGUAACAUGCCACAAGUGUGCACGAGCUUGCAGGUGCUCCCCUGCACUCAUUGCUGGAUCUCAGUGACAUCCAGAUUUCCAGCAGGCAAUUUCCAGCCCUUCAGCCACUUCAGACUGGCUCUUGGCCACAUUUCCCACGGAGACAAAAGCCACUCUGGUCCUGCUCAUCACUGAAGUCAUGAAGUCACUCUCCCAGUUGUGCUGGGACCUGGUGCUGGAGGGGAAGGCAAACAUCUGGUCAGCAGCCAGCAGCCAGCUGAUGGCUCAAGGUGUUCCAUCUUCUACCAGCACCACCAGCUCCUUCCUCAUCCUCCUCAAAGCCAGCACCCAGCAGAGCGAGCUGCUGGUGAGCUGAGAGGUGGUGAGAAGCAGUGCAUGGAUGAGGCUUUGCAGAUCCUCCCCAAGUUUUUGGCUGUCCAUGUUCCCACAGCACCUCUGGCUCCAUCGAGAGGAGCCACUUUCCAUCCUGUGGAGGAAAAGCUGGGGCAGGUUUUGCUGCAGGGAGCAGCCCUGUCACCAUGGCCAAGGGACUUCUCAGGUGUUCAGCAAAUGCAGUGAGCAGUGCUGCAGGUUCCACAGGUCUGGCUGUGACACAAUGAAGGGUGGCAGUGCUGCUGUCACCCCCUGGGUGAUCCCUCUUCCCAUCAGCAGCACGGGGCUGACCUUCACCUCCUUUGGGAUCUUCUUUUGUUGCUUUCCCCCCCCCCCCUCUCUUGCAAAGUGUAUGGGUUUCUGUGGCAAAAAAUAAAGCCAGAAUAGAUGUUAGCAUUAGUUAAUUGUUGCGAGACAGAGCAUACCAUUUAACUAAAAUAUAACACCACAGUUAAUAAUGUCUUGCUUUCUUUUUAAACAAAUUUGAUGAGCUCCACUAUACUGCAGCAGGGUCUGAAGCCAUCACAUUGCAGGGGAGAGCCUGCACUCACCCAAAUCUCCCUGAAUACUUCUUAUGCUCAGUCAUUUGCAAGUGGUUUCCUCCCAGGUAGAAGAUUUUGGUAGGGAGUGCAAAGUUUGGGGGUUUUUGCACUCUUUAAAUAAAUAUUUAUAUAAUCACACCAGGAAAUGUGCAAAAAUCAAACUGGGGCUCUUAUUUACUUCUAUGAUUUAAUAUUCUUUAGAAAUAGUGUUUAAAUAAAUAGUGGGCUGUAAUUGCUCUCAUAAUUCACUGUAUCUACAAUAAACACCAUGUAGAUUACCAUU
Messenger RNA from Vidua chalybeata, 7030 nucleotides. It is a transcript of the gene CNGB1, whose product is annotated as cyclic nucleotide gated channel subunit beta 1. Gene Ontology annotation, molecular function: intracellularly cAMP-activated cation channel activity; intracellularly cGMP-activated cation channel activity; cGMP binding. The transcript has 34 exons. The record is from RefSeq and is a predicted model, not a curated record. Gene Ontology annotation, biological process: monoatomic cation transmembrane transport; retina homeostasis. The coding region runs from base 407 to 4936 and encodes 1509 amino acids. Gene Ontology annotation, cellular component: intracellular cyclic nucleotide activated cation channel complex; plasma membrane; photoreceptor outer segment. Lineage: Eukaryota; Metazoa; Chordata; Aves; Passeriformes; Viduidae.